AAUCACACUUUGUACGAGGUUUAUUUUGCACAGACGUCACAAUAUCCAUCGUGUACGUUGUUGUAGAUAUCGUUGUAGAUAUCCACGUGUCCCUCGGAUAAGAUAUUGUCUCAAAAUGCCGACGUUUUACGGUCAACGAAAAACAAACCGAGGCGCUUGGACACAAGAGAAUCUUGAUAAAGCUCUCAAAGAUUUACAAAAGGGAAACGUUUCAAUAAGAGAAGUUGCUUUAAAUAAUAAUAUUCCUGAAAAGACCCUCAGGACUAGAUUAAAACAAAAUAAUUUUAUCAAAGGAAGAUUAGGUAAGAAAUGUUAUCUUGGCGAAGAAGUUGAAAAACAGCUAGUAGAACACAUUAAGAAACUUCAAUCAGUAGGAUUUGCACCUUCAAAAAAAGAAAUAAGAAAAAUAGCUUUUAAUUUAUCCGAAAAAAUGGAAUUGAAACAAGUUUUUAAUACCGAGAAAAAAAUUGCUGGAUCGGAUUGGUACAAGUCAUUUAUGAGAAGAAAUCCUACACUAAUUAUUAGGAAACCCAGAAAAACGUCAAAUGAAAGUGCGAAUGCAAUGAAUAAACAAGACAUUGAUAAUUACUUUCAUUUAUUGAAACAAUGUCUCAAUAAUAAUAACUUGACGAAUAAACCAAGUCGUAUUUACAACAUGGAUGAGACUAGUCUGCAACUGAAUAAUGAGCCUGAUUUUAUAGUGGCUGCUGAAGACAGUAAAAAUGUUCAAGCUCGUCAGUGUACCGAAAGGGGAGAAACUAUUACAGUAGUAGCUUGUUGUAAUGCUGAAGGUUCAUUCUUACCACCGUACUGUAUAUUUAAAGGUGUUAGAAAGCAAAAGAUAUGGGAAGAAAACAUGCCACCUGGAUCUGUUAUUCAAAUAAGAAAGGAAUCCGCUUACAUCAAUGAACAGCUCUUUAUGGAUUGGCUGAAAAACCAUUUUAUUCCAAGAAAGAGUAGAGAACAAUGUUUAUUGAUUUUGGAUGGCCAUAGAUCCUAUAUAAACUCUCCUGAUAUACUACAAAUGGCAACGGACAAUAAUAUCCAUAUACUUUGCUUACCCAGCCAUACUACAGACUAUUUUCAACCACUUGAUAGAGCAUUUUUUGAACCUUUAAAAACAUAUUUUCGAGAUGCUUGCUGUGAAUGGGGUAAUGCAAAUCCAAACAAAAAGAUUGGAAGAAAUCAUUUUGGUCUCUUAUUAACAAAAGCUUGGUUACGAGCAGCUACUGUCCAGACGGGAAUAUCAGGUUUUAGAGAGACAGGAAUACACCCUUUCUGUCCAUCAGUAAUACCAGAAUAUGCAUAUCUGGAAAAUGCGAUUCAACAUGAGGUAUCCUCUUCUUCAGAAAGUGAUAAAGAGAUAUUAACAAGCACUCCUGUAACAAAUUUAUUAAGCACUCAGAUGUGCAUAAUGAUAGAUGAAAGUAUGGCGCAGCCUGGACCGAGUAACUUAUGUCAGCAACGUGUCUUUUUAGAUACAAGUCAAAAAAAUGAAUGCGAAAAUGAAUGCGAAAAUGAAUGCGUUGAAUGUUACGAAUCGUAUGACAAUACAUUACCCAAAGUAAAUUGGAUUCAGUGCAUUAAAUGCAAUAAAUGGUUGCAUGAAACGUGUACCUUAUAUUAUAAUAUAUGUAACUUAUGUAAGAGAAUGGAACUAAAAAGAGCAAAAGAAGAUAAAGAUAAAAAAAAAUUUAAAGAAGCAAAGCUUUUAUGAGGAAGCAAUAAAAAG
Molecule: messenger RNA, 1732 nt
Organism: Temnothorax curvispinosus
Lineage: Eukaryota; Metazoa; Arthropoda; Insecta; Hymenoptera; Formicidae
Exons: 3
Coding region: 116-1717 (533 amino acids)
Cellular component (GO): nucleus
Molecular function (GO): DNA binding
Source: RefSeq, a predicted model, not a curated record